Messenger RNA from Caenorhabditis sp. 36 PRJEB53466, 566 nucleotides. NCBI's taxonomy places the organism in Eukaryota, Metazoa, Nematoda, Chromadorea, Rhabditida, Rhabditidae. The record is from the annotation of a GenBank genome assembly.
AUGUCCAUCAUCCACAACAUGCUCUUCGUCAUCGCGUUCGUCGGCGUCGCCCACGCACUCAAGUGCCAUCUCAUAUCGUACGGAAACCUCAGCGACGCGAACGCCAUCACCACGAGCACCUCUCUCCAGGACUGCCCGAUAGGCGCCAAUUCGUGCGUCAAAACGAUCGACUACUCGCGCAACGUCUUCUCGAAACAGUGCCAGAUCGGAAAUUGCACAGUGAGUCAACGGCAUCGAUCGUCGUCAUCGAUUUCUAUCCAUCCACUUUCAGACGGCGACCGGGGUGACCCAAGCACCCGCCAACUGCUUCAACUCCACGUCGAACGGAGCCGUGAUGGCCACUUGUUGCUGCUAUGGAGACGGGUAAUUGUGAAAGAUUUCGAAAUCUGAAAACGAUUGGGAUGAAUCAAACAGCUGAAAACUUUCUGCGAAUUAGUUGUUUACGCGCUUGCGCCCCUCUGUUGGGUACAUCUGAACUCAUUUUCAGAUGCAACGCAAGUCCGUCGCUUCUGCCGCUCGUCUCUUCAAUCCUCGCCGUGCUGACGUCGGCCUUCCUCCUCUCCUAG